UCGGUGAACGUGAAAUAAUCCAGAAAUUACUGCGAAUGGCUGAAAUAUUCCAAGUCGUAUUGAUUUUUACCAGUGAAAGUGGUGCAGAAAUCGUGUGACUUAAUUAAACAAAAAUUAAUUAUCAGUCCUUACUAUUUAACCACGCAUUUUUCAGCGAGGUUAAUUGACACAGGUGGUGGGAUAUUCAGUGAGCAUUGCGGAUGCCAAUCUUACACCAAAAUGGGGUGAUAUCAAUGUACUAUAUAAGCAGAAGUGUGAAUGUCGUCAAUGCUAGAGUUGACACGUCGUCGAACAGUUCGCAGCAACAAUGAAAAUCGCUGUUAUUGUCUGUGCAGUUCUCCUGGUUGCGGGAGCACAAGGUUCUUUCGUCAGCGAAUCUGUGACGGCGAUUCAACAGCGAAUCGAAGCUGGAAUCGACGCUGGUCUUAAACAACUUGAAGAGACCCUGCAAAAUGCUCAGAAGAAGGCAAAGGAAGUUGGUGAAGAGUUGAAGGAGAAGGCUGAGGCGAUUGCCCAGCAGACAUACGAACAAAUCCGUGAGAAACUCAGACAGAUCGACGAGAGAAUCGUUAACAUCACCACCAUUGCCGCUGGAGUCAACGUAGACGAGUGCAUUCAAGUCGGCGAGACCCUGGAGCCCAUCGUUCUGGCUGCAAUCACCAACAUGAGCUCAUGUAUUGACGAUAAAAUUGAAUUAGGAAGUGGAUACAUCGAGAGCAUCAUCCUCGUUUCCAAUGAUGCCAUCCAGAACCUCAAGAGUCUCCGAGACGAAGCUAGAAAUUGUUCCAACGGUGUCGAGGGAAUCGGGGGUGCUGUUAAAGCUGUUCUCUGCGCCAAUGUUGCGGCAGCUAAAGCAACAUGGGCGACAGCCAAGGGUGUCCCAUCAGUUACAGCGACAGUCACCAAACUCUCAUAUCUCUUGAGUACGCUCCACAUAACUCUUCCCCACUGUACCGCCCACCGUGGAUUUAUUUCUUUGGUACGUGAGUCUGACCGAGUUGUAGCCGAAGUGCGAAGCUGCGUAGACCGUAAAAUAGCCGAACACCAGCAGUCUCUCUCUCCCUCAUCAUCUCCACAACCAGAACAAAGCCAUCAAGGCCUGAACGAGGUCUAGGGCGAAUUACAUCUAAUCAUCAUUUGUCGCUGAUUCCAAGUCGUUUCCGGAUGUUUCCGGGUAAUGCUCACUAUAGCUUCCACGACUCAUUCCAAUUUAAUAGAAAAACAGUAUUUGUUGAACAAUUAUGUUGAAUUUCUAUUAAACAGUUCAUAUAAUUUUUUGGUAAUUUCCGACCGAUUUGACUGAAAUGUUCGCUUCCAUUUUUUUUCUGAAAACCUCAAAGCAAUUGUUGAAAUAAACUCAUGCAAACACUGUGGACGGUAUACUUGA
This is a messenger RNA of Diachasmimorpha longicaudata, 1387 nucleotides long. RefSeq lists its product as uncharacterized. The transcript has 4 exons. The record is from RefSeq and is a predicted model, not a curated record. The coding region runs from base 308 to 1114 and encodes 268 amino acids. NCBI's taxonomy places the organism in Eukaryota, Metazoa, Arthropoda, Insecta, Hymenoptera, Braconidae.